Messenger RNA from Saccoglossus kowalevskii, 2533 nucleotides. Its product is annotated as WW domain-binding protein 11-like. The record is from RefSeq and is a predicted model, not a curated record. Gene Ontology annotation, cellular component: spliceosomal complex. Gene Ontology annotation, biological process: RNA processing. NCBI's taxonomy places the organism in Eukaryota, Metazoa, Hemichordata, Enteropneusta, Harrimaniidae.
GCCAGCGUGGAGUGUUGAUAUUUUCUUGUUCUUCAAUCCUUGUCGUUUUAUUACAUAUUUAACCAACAUGGGUCGACGGUCAAUAAACACCACAAAGAGUGGGAAGUUUAUGAACCCCACAGAUCAAGCACGAAAGGAAGCAAGAAAGAGAGAGUUGAAAAAGAACAAGAAGCAACGUCAGAUGGUGAGAGCUGCAGUAUUGAAAGGAAAAGAUCCAAGGCAGUUAAUUCAAGAAAUGGAAAAAUUAGAUGAAAUGGAAUUCAACCUUGAGCAGCCUCCAUCUUUAAAUGAAAAAGUUUUAAAAGAUAAAAGGAAAAAACUGAAAGAAACAUUUGAAAGAGUGUUGAGGCUUUAUUAUAAAGAAGAUCCAGAAAUGUUUGAUCAGCUGAAAGACAUAGAAAAAGAUUAUGAUAAAAGAAGAGUUCAACAAAGCAUUUAUUUUGAUUCUGUCCGAAGUGCACAGCAAGUUAAAGUUGAUGAGAUUCCCCUGCCAGAUAUGCCUCAAAAUAUGCCAUCAAUUCCAAGUCAGAUCCCACUGCCAAGUGAUAUUCCAACGUUACCACCAUCAAUUUUGAAGAAAAAGUCAGCGUACAGUAAAAAGCCACCAGGGCCACCACCGGGUUUACCUCCAGGGGUUCCACCUGGUAAAGUGCCACCGGGUCCCCCACCUGGUCCUCCUCCUGGUCCACCAAUGAUGUCCCUACCAUCUACUGCUGGGUCAUCUUUUGUAGAAGAUAUGGAAGCUGAAGAUAGCAUGAUGGAUCGCCACGAGAGUAACAGUGAUGGUAGCAAUGCUGACAUGGAACAUCUUGAUAGUGACAGUGACAGCGACAGUGACAGUGACGAAUCAAUUGAUGAUGAUGACGAUGAUGAUGAUGAUGAUGAUGAGAAAGAUAAAGACUAUGAUCCAUCAGAUACUUUAUACACAGAAGAAGAUAUAGCUGGUAUGAAAAUUAUGAUAAAUAUUCUCCUCCCUAUCUUCCCUGAAAGAUAUUCCAGCCCAGGUACUAAGCCACUUAUGUCACAAAUAAUACCCUCCCCACAAAUACAACCACCUGGUGCACCUCCUGGUCCUCCUGCUGGCCCACCACCUGGGCCGCCUCCUGGUUUGCCACAGAAUUUCCAAGCAGGUGUACCACAACCACAGUUUUCUCGACCUCCACCAAUGAGAGGGGUUCCCCCAAGAAUGCUGCCACCUGGACCACCACCUGGUAGACCAACUGGAAUGCCUCCAGGGCCACCACCUGGGGUACCCCCUCUGAUGAGACGUGCUCCUCCCAGGAUGAUGCCUCCAGGUCCACCUGGAAUACCUCCACCUGGUGGCCCACCACACCGAGGUAUGCCACUCCGACCACCAGGGGUUGGGCCACCACCUGGACCACCCGGACCACCUGGAGUGCCACGCCUACAGAAUCCUAAUGUAUUAAGUGCGCCACCAAGCAUCAACCGGCCACCACAGAAACAUGAAGAUUCUGCAACUAUUGAAAAGAAAGCAACCACAACCAUCAGUGCUAAGCCUCAAAUUCGUAACAUGCAAGCUGAAGUGACAAGAUUUUUACCAACAUCAUUACGAGUGAAACGAGAACCAAGGAGUAAGCAAGCACCAGCAAUAAAAACUACAACAUCGUCUCUUGGAACACUAAGAGAUGAACCCUUGGGUUCAGUGGAGAAAACUAUGAAACCCACAGUAACCGCGGCAACCAAAGAUGAUGCUUAUGACCAGUUCAUGAAGGAGAUGGCAGGAUUCUUAUAACUUAUUGUAUAAGAUUAUUACAGAAAUCAUGUAUUCUUUGCAUGCAACAUAAAAUGAAUUUGGAUUUAGGUAUCUGUUCAUUUGUUAGUUUAUUCUGGUAGUUAAAUUCCAUGCUAUAGGCAGUAAAAAUUUAUCAAGAGGAGCACACUUACCUUUUUAGCUGUAAAAAUACAAAUGCUGGAACUCUCAUCCAUACUUGUCUUUUUUCCUGUAGAGCCAAAUUUUCGUCUGUGAUAUAAAUAACAAAUUUGGAGCAAGUUGCCAAUGCUAUUUAGGCAACAAUUUAUGCAUGUGCACUGCUUCCGUCUUGAGAACACUUUGCUGAAUACAUGUAAUUUAUUAUUUUGAUAACUGCGAUGAAAUUUCAAUCUCAUUUUAUGUGAUACCAGAGCUAUUAAAACAUUUUCACUACUCAAAUGGCUUUUUGAAAACAUUAUUGCGCCCUCUAUGUUCAAGUACUAAUAUGACUUUUUCUUGCGUAUAGAAUAUCUUUCUACAGUUCUUGGAAAAAAUAGUAUCAAGUAGAAAAUACAUUCUCACUUGAAUGUUGUAUUGUAUUUAAACUGUCCCAAAUCAGGAAAUAUUACAAGCAAUUUGCACUUGUCAGUUAAGAAUGAAUUCCAUCUAAAUUACUUUUGUCCCGCGUGUAAGGAACAAGAGAAAGACUGGACUAUCUGUUAAGCUGACUUAGUCAGAUCAACAAUCAGGUCUGUCAAUGCAAAUUUUUAUUUCUAAGGCUCUGUAUAUGUGUAUUUUUUAUCUUAAAAUAAAGUACUUUAA